ACACUUCGCUGCCCAGGGCGUUCGUCUCGGUCCGCUCGCGCCGCCUGCCUGCGCCCGUGUCGUGCGUCGCCUGUCUCCUGUCUCUUCUGCGAUGCGUCUUCUGACGCUGGUGGUGCUCGCCUGCGCGGUGACGGCCGGCGCGGCGGCGGACCGCACGCGUCGCCAGGCCUCCUGCCGGGACUAUGCCCGCAGGAGCGGCACGUGCGGCGCCAUCCAGCAGUGUCCGGCCCUGUUCAGCCUCAUCUCGAACGGACGUCGACCGUCGUCCCAAGAGGUCCAAAAUAUACGCAGAAGCCGCUGCAGAGUCGGCCCGGGACCCUUUAUGGUCUGCUGCGCCCGGACGUCAGCGCCUCCGAGGGACUCUGGCGGGUUCACCUCGCGCCCGACCAUCUCCGCCGGCUACAAUGGCGCGCCGGAGCAGCAUCCCAACCGCGCUAUCCUGGACGCCGGCCAAGCCUGCGGCCUCAAUAUUGCCAACCGGAUCGUCGGCGGUACGGAAGUUCCCAUCGGCAAGUACCCCUGGGUGGCACUGCUGGGCUACACGUCACCUCGCACCCCGCAGACGCAGUACCUGUGUGGCGGCUCCCUGAUCAGCCGGCAGCACGUGCUGACGGCAGCCCACUGCGUCGCCGGCGUCGCACCGCUUCAGCUGACAACGGUCCGACUCGGCGAGCACGAGAUCGGCCGCGCCACAGACUGCCAGGAGCAGCCGGGUGACGCACCCAUCUGCAACUCGCCGGAGGACUUCCGGGUCAGCACGAUCAUGGUCCACAGCGGCUUCAACCUGCGCGUGCCGCAGCGGCAGCGGUCAAACGACAUCGCGCUGCUAAAGCUGGACCGGCCCGUCACGGAGGGCUUUUUCAUCUCGAAGGUCUGCUUGCCGUUCGGCGACAUCGGCCGGCGGAACCUCGCCGGGGUCUCCAUGAUGGCGGCCGGCUUCGGUCGCACCGGGCCCCAGGACACCGCGCCGAGCAGCUCUGUGCUGCUGGAGGUGACGCUGCCUGGGGUUGAUCAGCAGUCGUGCGCCGCCACCAUCCGCAACCUGCAGGGGAACCUGGGGCCGCAGCAGCUGUGCGCCGGCGGCCAGCAGGGCCGCGACUCGUGCGGCGGCGACUCGGGCGGUCCCCUGAUGCUCGCUGACCGUUUCUCCCGCGGACCGCCGUACAGCCUGGUCGGCAUCAUCUCGUUCGGCAACAGGUUCUGCGGCAACGGGGGCGUGCCCAGCGUCAACACGCGCGUCUCCGAGUACCUGAACUGGAUCCUGGAUCGGCUUGAUGACUGAUGGGACGCCCAAAUGCUGCGCCAGGCGAGACCCGGGACAAUUCUGGGAGACUUGUUGCCAUUCUAAUGCGAACUGGAAUGUUACGUGGAUGCUAGUACGCAACUGUAUACAUUCCGCGGUAGAAUUCGAAGCGGUGGCCACCGGUAGUACACCUUUGGGCAUGUAUUUCUGAAUAUUUGCGCUUAACGAUUGCUCAGUGGCGAUUUCUUACACCGCGGAUUUGGCUUCUCGGCAGUUAGCUGCUAGCGACAGUCGCCUGUACAGCGCAUUGUGUUGUAAAAUACGUCUCGAUGGCACCAUUUCUGUCCUUGCGGCAAGGUACGCCGAGUCACAUAUUUGUAUUCUUAAUAAAACAUGACGACCUAGGACGCUGCUGACCUGCUGUUGUUUCUAGCAAUAGUAUAACGGUGGUUUAACGCUCCAGUGUAGAGUUACCAAUGCUGCGUUGUCUCGGCGAAUAAAGCACUUAAUGUUGCAA
Molecule: messenger RNA, 1760 nt
Organism: Pollicipes pollicipes
Lineage: Eukaryota; Metazoa; Arthropoda; Thecostraca; Pollicipedomorpha; Pollicipedidae
Product: CLIP domain-containing serine protease 14D
Exons: 1
Coding region: 92-1282 (396 amino acids)
Biological process (GO): proteolysis
Molecular function (GO): serine-type endopeptidase activity
Source: RefSeq, a predicted model, not a curated record